CUCACUGGGCGCGGGUUGACCCUCGGAUCUCUCCUGCCGUGACUUUACUUUUGCCACUUUCAAACUUCGCGACUAUGAGCGGGUCCAGGGUUUUGUCCAUCGCUGAUGUUCAGAUGGCGCGCGAGAGAAUUGAUGUACCCAGGCUGAGACUGACGUUGCAGACUGAAGAGGACCCAACGUGGAGGGACCAAGCCAAAAGAAAGCCUGUGGGAAGAGCUUAUGCCGUUGUCUCAUCCCGGAACGGCGGAGAUGAACCGUGGGACUGGGAGCAGGAUCGACCUGCCAACGAAGCCAGCAAACAGGCGUACCUGACGUAUGAUCCAGGUGUCAAAGGCAAGCCCCCCAGUACCCAGGAGAGCCCCCUCGGGCAGCUUCGGAUGGAACUUGCACAGUUUAAAGAGGUGAGGCAUUCCAUGGAGAUGAUCCGACAGAAUCUUUCUGCCGGGAUGAGUGGAUCGCAGUUCAACGUUCUGGAUUAUUACACCAAGCCCGAGAGUGUUUCCCGGCUGAGCCGUGAGGGAGAGCAGACUCCGCGGAGUGGGUUGACAGCUGCAAGUACUCAGAUGGACACCUGGGAGCAGGAGACGGAGCAGAUGCGGGAGGCCACACGGAGGCUCUACAGGAAGCUGAUGGAGGCCGAGGGGAGACACGAGAGGGAGACCAAACUCUUGGAGGAUCAGGCCAGCCUGUACAAAAGGCAGCUGGGAGAGACCAGGCAAUUGCUGCAGAGUUCGGAGGAGAGGGUGGUCCAGCAGGAUGGGCGGAUUGAGGAACUCCAGCGGUUGAUGGCCGGAAUGGAACAGGAGCACCGGAUUCUGGUCGCCAAGAUGGAGGAGGGCGAGAGGCAGCUGGGGGAGAUGAGGACACGGAGGCAGGAUGCCGAGGCUCAUCAGCACAGGUCGGAGCAGCUGGAGAAGGAGGUAAAGACCCUGCGGGAGAAGAUCUCCCACCUCAGCGACAUGUUGCAGAGCCAACAGAGGAAAGUCCGGCAGAUGAUUGAACAGCUUCAGUCUUCCAGAGGUCAGAUUGAGGAGAAGGACCUGUUGAUCCAGCAGCUGCGGGAGAGAGUUGAGCAUCUGGAGUCUGAGAAUCGGGAGUUGCAGGAUCGAGCGGAGUACCUCAGCUCCAGCAAGGGCAUACCCCAUCGCAACCUGUCCAAGAGUGGUGCCCAGGCACUUCCGGACCAGCACAGCCUCAGUAACAGACUUAUCCUGGAACCAAAGAAACCCAGAGCGUUGAUGCGGGUGUUGGAAAGGCAGUGAUAUUCUUCUCAGCUCUCAACCACGAGGAACCUCUGGCUGCAAGUUGAGAUUGGUGGAAAGCCACAGCUCCUGAGUCAAGCAUGGCAUCUGGAGGAGGCAGACUUUAGUAAAUGGCACUGGUUCGACACCCAAUGAAGCUCCUUCAACACAGUUCCCUCACGUUCUCAGGGCAGCAUGGUUGAAGGAGCAACUCCAAGUGUUGCCUGAUCUUUGGGCAUCCAGUGCAGAGUGAGAGAGAGAAGAGUCAGACAGAGGAUUUCCUCCUGAGCCUGAAUGCCUGCCCUUGUUCUGAAGAUACAUUCAUCCCUGGUGUUUCUGGAGGAGGAGCACUCAGUGUCUGCUGGCUCUCUGGUGGCCUUAUGGGACCUCGGGCUGGGGUUUAUGCUGGAUAGGGAUGAGGUCAUUUUAAUUUUA
Messenger RNA from Mobula hypostoma (lesser devil ray), 1676 nucleotides. RefSeq names its product tuftelin-like. Gene Ontology annotation, cellular component: intracellular anatomical structure. Bases 75 to 1262 code for a protein of 395 amino acids. NCBI's taxonomy places the organism in Eukaryota, Metazoa, Chordata, Chondrichthyes, Myliobatiformes, Myliobatidae. The record is from RefSeq and is a predicted model, not a curated record. Gene Ontology annotation, biological process: intracellular signal transduction. The transcript is spliced from 13 exons.